GGCCGCGCGGUGGUUUCCGGCCGGGGCUGUUUGCAGCGGGCGCCGGCGGAAGCGGAAGUAGCGGCGGCGGGGCGGGCGGCCGGUGGCGGCGGCGGGAUGGAGGAGCCCGAGAUGCAGCUGAAGGUGAAGAAAGUUACGGACAAGUUCACAGAGAGCAUGUACGUCCUGGCCAACGAGCCGUCCGUGGCACUGUACCGGCUGCAGGAGCACGUGAGGAGAUCGCUCCCAGAGCUCGCACAGCACAAGUCUGACAUGCAGAGCUGGGAGGAGCAAAGCCAAGGAGCCAUCUACACCGUGGAGUACGCCUGCAGUGCCAUAAAGAACAUGACUGACAGCAGCGUGUAUUUCAAGAGCAUUGACAGUCUGCUCAAACACGCCAUAGCCAUGAAGGACCAGCUGAAUUCUGUGCAGGGCCGCAGUGCUGUUGCCCAACAAGCCAAGACUCCUCCAGCCAGUUCCUGAUUUCAGCCAAGACUGGCCAUGCUCUGCCUUGUCCUCAGCCCAGCUCCACGUUCUCCGACCGCCUGGAGGAGGGAGAAACCUGCUCAAUCUGUGAAACUGCACAGAUGCCUCUGCCUGCCUCUCCGUUUCCGAUGCCAAGGUGCUGUACCUGAGCAGGCAAAUCCUGCUGCUGAGGUCAGGCCUGCCUUUGGGGAUGUUUCAGGGAGCAGUUGUGUCCCUCUCUAGAGCACUUUGCAAAAGGGAGAUGAGAUUGUUCUGCAUUUGUCCUGCCCUCUUCUUUUUUUCAUGGCAGACUGCUAUGAGGCAUUUUUCUGUCUACCUCUUGGUUACAGAAACAUCUCAGAAAAACUAGGUCUUGCUUUCAGUAUUUUGUUGAGGACUAUGUAAAAAGACUUGAAGUAGGCACACUUCAGCCUUGUUCAGGAGGCAUUCUGCAAGGAGAGUUUUUCAUGUGUUUGCCAGAGAGUUGCUGAGUUUGGUUUUAGUGAGAACAAUAAUAAAAAGAAAAAACAAGAAA
Dromaius novaehollandiae (emu) is the source of this 979-nucleotide messenger RNA. RefSeq names its product BLOC-1 related complex subunit 8 (gene BORCS8). Lineage: Eukaryota; Metazoa; Chordata; Aves; Casuariiformes; Dromaiidae. The record is from RefSeq and is a predicted model, not a curated record. Gene Ontology annotation, cellular component: BORC complex. Bases 97 to 462 code for a protein of 121 amino acids. The transcript is spliced from 5 exons.